Molecule: messenger RNA, 1080 nt
Organism: Monosiga brevicollis MX1
Lineage: Eukaryota; Choanoflagellata; Craspedida; Salpingoecidae
Exons: 10
Coding region: 1-1080 (359 amino acids)
Cellular component (GO): nucleus
Source: RefSeq, a predicted model, not a curated record
AUGGCUUCUGUGGUGACAGAGCUGACGGGGGUUAAACUCGGUUUUGUGGACCAAUGCGAGCCAGAGCUCCUGACUUCGCCCUUCUUUCCCAGCAAAGUCGGGGGACGUCCGGCUUGGCUAUCCUACGAGUCGAUCCCCGCGCCCACGUGCGCCUCUUGCAGCGAGCCCCUGGUUUUUCUUUUACAGUGGUACGCAGAGUGCGUCCCAGAUCUGGAUUGCAAGGACGCAACCUUCAAAGUCGCCCCGACCGCCCAUCUAUGCGCCGUGUGUGGUGCUGCGGGCGCCAAGCAGUGCUCAAAGUGCAAGGCAGCCCGUUAUUGUCAUCGCACUCAUCAGGCCUGGCACUGGAAGAAUGGUCACAAGGCUCAAUGUGGCGCUGAUGUUGGAGGCUCUGAGAUUGAGGCCGGCGCCGUUGCCAGUCCCUGGUGCCUGCCAGAGCUUGAGCUCAUUUUGGAUGAGGAAGAGCUUCCUUCUGCGAUUGAAGCUUCACAGGACGAUCGCAUGGAACGGUUUGAAGCAGCUGCAGAAGAGCUCGGCGUGGACACAACACCAGAUGCCUCCAUCAACGACAUUGAGCGCGAUCUAAACAAGGUGUGCGAGCGUGGGAGUGAAAGUGUGCACGUGCUUCUGUGUGUGUGUGUGUGUGUGUGUGUGUGUGUGUGUGUGUGUGUGUGUGUGUGUGUGUGUGUGUGUGUGUGUGUGUGUGUGUGUGUGUGUGUGUGUGUGUGUGUGUGUGUGUGUGUGUGUGUGCGUGUGUGUGUGUGUGUGUGUGGAGCUUGGGGGGGUGUCGGCCUGGACUCGGAUAUGAACGCCUUCAAGCGGCGUACAAAGAUUGAGCCUGGUCAGGUCGUACGCCUGCAUGAGGAGGGCGUGGAGGAGAGCCCGCUUUGGAUUGGUCGGCGCCAACCCGUCAAGGGCGAGGACGAGGGUGCUGAGCUCGGUGAACUAGACUUUGGUGUUUUGGCUCUUUACACAUGUACUGCCAACUGUGACCCUGACACGCCCUAUCAACGGCAACAACUCUUCCACAACCCGGUCAACCCCAAGAAGGAGAUUACUCUCAUGCAUCCGGAAGAUUAA